Messenger RNA from Strongylus vulgaris, 453 nucleotides. Lineage: Eukaryota; Metazoa; Nematoda; Chromadorea; Rhabditida; Strongylidae. The record is from the annotation of a GenBank genome assembly.
CAAGUAAUUUCAGCUCAGAAGCAAGAAAUCGUACGGGUCACGCAACAGUUACUGGAUGCGAUCUCGUGCAAAGAUUUCGAUGUCUACACGUUAGUUUCGAAUUAUCUCAUUAUCUGCAUAAUUGUGGCUCCUCAUUGCCUUCUGUAUUCCAUGACCAUAGCUUUGGAAAGAACAGUGAAUGGAGGUGAUCUUAGGAAGUUAUGCGAUCCAGCGAUGACGUGUUUCGAACCGGAAGCCCUAGGGAAUCUCAUUGAAGGAGUCGAAUUCCAUCGAUUCUAUUUUGAUUAUGGGAACAAUAACCCGCGGAAAGGCCAGCUGCACACAACGAUGUUAAAUCCGAAUGUGCAUGUGAUGGGUGAAGAAGGGGCAUGUAUAGCGUAUGUACGGUUGACGCAGUUCAUGGACAGGUAUGUGUCAAAUUGGAGGAAUGAAAACAGAAAAGAUUCUUUGUAA